Brassica rapa (field mustard) is the source of this 2208-nucleotide messenger RNA. RefSeq names its product F-box/LRR-repeat protein At3g58930. Gene Ontology annotation, molecular function: protein binding. Lineage: Eukaryota; Viridiplantae; Streptophyta; Magnoliopsida; Brassicales; Brassicaceae. The record is from RefSeq and is a predicted model, not a curated record.
UCUAAUAACAUGCUACACUAAAUUUAUAUCAGCCUAAAUCUCCCAUUUAUGUGUUAAACUUUACAUUUCUUGUCAGAAACACAUUUCUAUAAACUAUACGUCACUUUUUACAUUUUUCUACAGUAACAUUUUAUUAAUCAAAGACUGCAAAAAAUUAUUAUAGAAAUAUACUACUAUUUAAAUUACAUAACUAAUAUAAGCAUAUUCAUUUUUUUUUCUAAAAUUAAUUGACCCAUAGAUAUGAAUAUGUGUCAUUUGGCUGAGUCUAAACCGUAAAAAAACCGUGAGAUGGUUUUGAUUGUGUUUAGAUUUGGUUUGAUUUAAAAACCGGUCCAUGAGAAAUCUAUGCAGACCAGGAAAUUAGAAAUCAGACCAAAUCUAAACCAAGCGGUCGUCUGUUCUACUUCGUUUCCCCUACCUCUGAUGGCGGUCGGCAUUUGCAAUGUCUUGGUAACUUGGAUGGAUUCAGCAAGCACUCUCUGGCUCUCUCUUCAGCUUUUAGAAAAUAAUCUCUAAAACCUUUCCCAAGUUUGGGUCUUGCACAACAACACCAAGGUGCUUUAUGAACUGGGUCUUACUUGUUAGGGAAGAAAGGUUAAAACUUUAUGUUUUGUUAAUCGAUGUAGAGACGAUGGAUCUUGUCAGCAGUCUACCGGAAGAGGUUCUUUGUCAUAUCUUGUCUUUCAUGUCCACAAAGGAAGCUGCUUUGACAUCGGUUCUUUCAAAGAGGUGGCUCAGCUUGUGGACGCUUGUACCUAAUCUCGAUGUUGAUGACUCUGUCUUUCUCCAUCCUGAAGAAGGCAAGAGAGAAAGGGAAGGGAUUCUUCAUAGCUUUAUGGAUUUUGUGGAUAGAGUAUUGGCUUUGCAGGGAGAUUCUCCUAUCAAGAGAUUCUCCCUCAAGUGUAAAACCGGUAUUGAUCCAGACCGUGUGAACCUGUGGAUACGUAACGUGCUGCAGCGUGGUGUUUCAGACCUUGAACUUUGCCUUGAUUUUCCUGGAUGCGGUUAUUCUGAUAAUGAUGAUGAAGAUUAUGAGUUGCCUAAGGAGAUGUUCGAGAGCAAGACGCUAGUGGAUUUGAAACUAACGAGUGAGUUCGGUGUUGAUUGGUGGAGGGAUAAAGGUACGUUGUUACCAAUGCUUAAAAGCCUCAGGAUUGACUCGGGGGAGUUGCUUUUGUUAUCUGAUGAGCUUGAGCUGUUUGUUUAUGCUCUCCCUGUGCUUGAGGAACUUUACUUGGCUACUAUGGAGUGGUUUGAUUUGGAUGAAACCGUGUCAAGUGCAAGCCUCAGGAAGCUAACCAUAUAUGCCAAAGGCUUUGAAGGCUUUGGAGGAGAUCCAAAGGGCUUUUCUUUUGAUACUCCAAGCCUGGUUUACCUUGAUUAUUCUGAUUAUGUUGCCGCGGACUAUCCCAAAGUUAACUUGACGAGUUUAGCUGAGGCUCGCCUCAACCUUUUGGUGAAGGAAAAUCAAGUCGAACUAAUACGAGCAGCAGCGCCAAAUGGUGAAGAUGAUGUUGUUAUUCAGCGUUUCAGAAAUGUGUCAAAGCUCAUGCGUGGCUUGAUAAAUGUUGAGAAACUUUCCCUCUCUGCAGAUACUCUCGAGGUGCUUUCUCUAAGCUGUGAUUCAAUGCCUGUGUUCAACAACCUCAAAUCUUUAAACAUCAAGAGUCACAAAGAACGGGGAUGGCAAGCAGUGCCGGUUCUCUUACGAAACUGUCCGCGUUUAGAAACUAUAGUCUUUGAGGGUCUGAUACACUACGUGACAGAUGAUUGUGGGGAUGCUUGUGGCUGUAUUUCCCGGGAGGACAAAGGUCGUUGUUCGCUCGUAUCUUGUCCUGUGAAGAAGAUACAGAUUCAUGGUUUCGAAAUGACAGUACCAGAGAUGAAAGUGAUUAGGCAUUUCUUGGUGUCUUUACAGUGUUUGAAGGAGAUGAAGAUAUAUGCUAAAGAGAAUGAUCCUACAAACUUGCCACUCCCUGCAAUGUUUGAACUUAUCGAGAUGGCUAUGAAAUUCUAUAGUCAGGAGUUUAAGUGUGAUGUAAGCUUCAUAAGGCCAGGUUCCUAGUAAGAAAGUGCGGACUGCACUACCAAAAACUUAGCUCUUAGUUUGGUCAAACUCUGAUUCUUGUUUAAAAGAACUUUGUUCAUAGUUUGUACUGUUUUUCAAACCGAACUGAACUAAAAUCAAUCUGAGAAUCCGUUUAAACA